Messenger RNA from Echinops telfairi (small Madagascar hedgehog), 3910 nucleotides. It is a transcript of the gene OSBPL5, whose product is annotated as oxysterol binding protein like 5. The record is from RefSeq and is a predicted model, not a curated record. Lineage: Eukaryota; Metazoa; Chordata; Mammalia; Afrosoricida; Tenrecidae. Gene Ontology annotation, molecular function: sterol binding. Gene Ontology annotation, cellular component: membrane; cytosol; intracellular membrane-bounded organelle. Bases 170 to 2878 code for a protein of 902 amino acids. The transcript is spliced from 22 exons. Gene Ontology annotation, biological process: phospholipid transport.
CCUGCCCCGUCGUCCCUGCGGGCCGGCCUCGGCAACCAGCAGAGUGGUUACCAGGCUCUGGUAGCGCCCACGGCUGUGUGCAGUCACCGUUUGCUUGGACCACACGCUGCGCAGACCCUCUGCCGACAGGCCCCAGGCUGCCCACCCAGAUCCCGGUGGGCGCUCAGCCAUGGCCCUGAGAAUGCUAUCCAAGCAGUUCUGCAUCCAAAGGCCUCGAAAGAAGCCCCCAGCCGCCCACAGCAUGAAGGAGGAGACCUUUCUGCGGCGAAGGUCCUCGCUCUGCCCACCCUCCUGCACCCCGCAGAAAGCUGACCCCCGCAAGCUGGCCCGGAACCUGCUCCUUGGCCCAGACAAUGAACCGUGCCUGCUCAGCCCAGCAAAGGACAUGGAACUUAAUGGGAACGCUCUGCCGAGGGACGACGGGCCACCAACUCCCGGCUCUGCCACGAAGGUGCCACCGGCAGAGUACCCGCUGUGUGAUGGGUUCGACAAGGAGUGUGUGUCCCCAACGACCAAGGCCACCAAGAAGGAGACCCUCAAGGCUCAGAAGGAGAACUACCGGCAGGAAAAGAAACGCGCCACCAAGCAGCUGGUCAGCGCACUGACCGACCCCAGCGUGGUCAUCAUGGCCGACAGCCUGAAGAUCCGCGGGACCCUGAAGAGCUGGACGAAGCUGUGGUGUGUGCUGAAGCCGGGCCUGCUGCUGAUCUACAAGACACCGGAGGUGGGCCACUGGGUGGGCACCGUGCUGCUGCAGUGCUGCCAGCUCAUCCAGAGGCCUUCCAAGAAGGACGGCUUCUGCUUCAAGCUCUUCCACCCGCUGGACCAGUCCGUGUGGGCCGUGAAGGGCCCUAAAGGCGAGAGCAUGGGUUGCAUCACACAGCCCUUCCCCAGCAGCUACCUGAUCUUCAGGGCGGCCUCCGAGUCCGACGGCCGCUGCUGGCUGGAUGCCCUGGAGCUGGCCCUGUGCUGCUCCAGCCUCCUGCGCCUGGGCAGCUGGACACAGAGCUGCGACGGGGAGCCCAGCUCCUCACCGGACACAUCGCCCUCAGCGUUCUGCAGGCUGCCUGGCUCCGCUGACGUCCACGCCGACCAGGACCUGUUCCCGCUGAGCGGGUCCCCGCUGGCCAGCCCUCUGGAGAAGGACACAGCUUCCGACAAGUUGGAAAAGGAGAAGGCCAGGGAGUCUGACGAGACACAGGAGCACGGCCCGCCGAUGGCGGAGAGCGGCAGUGAGCCUUCGGAGCUAGGGGGCAGCCCCGCGAGGAGGGGAACCACAUAUGUGGAGCAGGCUUCCGAGGAGCUGGGCGAGCUGGGCACAAGGGCCCAGGUGGAGGUGGUGUCCCAGGAGCACCGCUGGCUGCUGUGGGGACUCCUGUGGGGGCUGCGCCCAGGCCUGGACCUGUCGCAAGUUGUACUGCCCACAGUCAUGCUGGAGCCCCGCUCCUUCCUCAGCAAGCUGGCUGAUCACUGUGCCCAUGCCGACCUGCUGUCGCGGGCUGCACUGGAGGGCAGCGCCUACAGCCGCAUCAAGCAGGUGUUGCGCUGGUACCUGUCUGGCUUCUACAAGAAACCCAAGGGGAUCAAGAAACCCUACAACCCCAUCCUCGGGGAAGUCUUCCGCUGCCGCUGGUUCCACCCGCACACCAACAGCCACACCUUCUACAUCGCCGAGCAGGUCUCCCACCACCCGCCCGUGUCUGCCUUCCACGUCAGCAACCGCAAAGACGGCUUCUGCAUCAGCGGGAGUAUCACUGCCAGAUCCAGGUUCUACGGGAACUCGCUGUCUGCUCUGCUGGACGGCAAAGCCACACUCACCUUCCUGAACCGGGCGGAGGAUUACACCAUCACCAUGCCCUACGCCCACUGCAAAGGCAUUCUCUAUGGCACCAUGACCAUGGAGCUGGGCGGCAAAGUGACCAUUGAGUGUAGCAAGAACAACCUCCGAGCAGAGCUGGAAUUCAAGCUGAAGCCUUUCUUUGGGGGCAGCACGACCAUCAACCAGAUCUCUGGCCAGAUCACCGCAGGAGAGGAGGUGCUCGCUAGGCUCUCUGGCCACUGGGACCGAGAAGUCUUCAUCAAGGAGGAGGGCAGCGGGGUCCCCGAGCUCUUCUGGAACCCUGUGGAGGUGCGCGCGCAGAGGCUGGCGCACCACACGGUGCUGCUGGAGGAGCAGUCGGAGCUGGAGUCCGAGCGGCUUUGGCUGCAGGUCAGCAGGGCCAUCAACGAGGGCGACCAGCAGAGGGCCACCCAGGAGAAGUUCGUCCUGGAGCAGGCGCAGCGGAGGCGCACCCUGAGGCACCAGCAGGCGUGCGCGCCCUGGACACCGAGGCUCUUCUGCCUGGACCCCGCCACCCAUGAGUGGCGCUACCUCCACGAGGACCACAGCCCCUGGGACCCCGAGAAGGACGUCGCUCAGUUUGAGCAGGACUGUGUUCUGCACACGCUGCGGAGGGGGGCGCACCAGAGCCGCCCCCUGCACAGCCCUGGGCCCGGGCACAAGAGGUCUGGCCUCAACCGCUCACUCCGCAAGGCCAGCGACCAGCCGUCCAGCCACAGCCAGACCCCCGAGAGCAGUGGCUCCACGCCGGAGUCCUGCCCAGAGCUCUCAGACGCUGACUCAGACUCCCCUCCAGGUUGUGGGAGCCUGUGCGCACGGUGUGGGAAGGAGGCCAGACGGCUGCAGACACUGCAUGAGGCCGUGGUGGCCAUCCGGGGGGCCCAGCAGGAGCUGCACAGGCACCUCUCGGCCAUGCUGACCUGCGCCAUGCGGACCCCACCUCCACCGGCCCCCAGCCUCCUGCAGAGCCCACGCACCUGGGUCCUGCUCUGCGCACUCCUUGCCUGUCAGCUGCUCAUCAACUCCGUCCUUAAAUGAGGCGGGGCUGUGACACCGGCAGACCUGGCAGCCCACCUGGUCCAGGCACCAGCACUUUCACCAGCCCGUACACGCCUGUGGGCCAGAGGACUUCCGAUGGACUCAGCCCAUGGCACUGGGCUCCCCUUGGAGAGACUGGCAGCCCCAAAGUCGCAGCCUCCCAGCCUUAAUGCUCAAGCCAAAUGCAGCUCAGAGCGAGCGCCACACCCCUGGGGCAAGAUGAUGGCUGCCAGGGACCUGGGCAGGGGAGAGUCAUCUGAGUGCCGGGCGUGCUUUGAGUAACCCGGGCCCCGGGAUGCACAGGGGCUCACACACCCUGAAACUUGGGCUUCCCCUCUGAGGUGUGGCUCAGGAGGAGGGUGCUGCCCCCCACUCCCCCCAGUGCUUGAGUUUCAUGGGGCUCAAGUCUGUGGGGGAACCAGUCGGUACCAGCAGGGCCCCACACCCCACGGCUGUUCCUGCCCGUUGGUAACAGCAGACAUGUGUCAAGGUGAGGGUGGGGUGAGCAGAUGUAUGUGCCUUGGGGCCACCAGGGGCCUCAAGGGCAGCCUACUCUGGCAGGCCACUGUCUUCCUGCUGGACACCUUUGUCAUCAAAGUCAUAGCAUCGCGAGUCUCCCAACCCGGCCUCUUUCCCUGCCUGAGCGCAUGUGUGUGUGUGAGCGUGCGCCCACAUGUGCUUGUGCUCAUGUGAGCGUCUUCACAUGUGUGCAUGUAUGUGCAUAUAUGCACCUGUGAAUGUGUGCAUGUGCAUGAGUGAGUUCAGAAAUGUGUGCAUAUGCACGCGUGAGUGUGCGUGUGUGCGUGGCACUGUGCAUGUGGAUGAGUGUGUGAGGGGACGUAUGCAUGGGUGAUGCACCUGAGCAAACAUGGACACAUGUGUACACCUGCAGAGCCUUCAUGCCGCACAGUGGCCGAGCCUCUAAGGGGACUGCCACUCCCUGUUGGUUGGAGUCCGUGGUCUUCCCUCGCCCACCCCCACAUCCCAAGACUCCUGUAUUUCGCACAGCAAAAUAAACUGACACACAUGUUG